This is a messenger RNA of Physcomitrium patens, 1233 nucleotides long. RefSeq lists its product as uncharacterized. NCBI's taxonomy places the organism in Eukaryota, Viridiplantae, Streptophyta, Bryopsida, Funariales, Funariaceae. The record is from RefSeq and is a predicted model, not a curated record. Gene Ontology annotation, molecular function: RNA binding.
UGCCCCGUGCAAGCAAUUGUAGUACAUGGGCUUUGUCAAAGCCCAAGUUCUCUCAAGUUGCAGCUUCCGUCUCGUCUUCACCUUCUCACUUGGCGAAUGUGAGAGCCUUAGGCAUUGCGGAUUCGAUCGCAAGGAGUUGGGUCCACAAGGUGUUGAAGGUCCAGAGGCGAUGUUGCGGGGAGGGUCUUGAGGGAGGGGCAUAGCAGAUGUGGGAGCGGGCUUUCGCAAGCUUAGGCUUUCAAUUCACCUGGUUGCACUCAUGGGUGCCAGUCCCAAGACGUCACUUUACGUCGGUGGUUUGGAGAAGAAUGUAACUGAGCAAGUCGUGCAUGCAGCUUCCAUCCCCUUUGGUGAUGUCAAGGAUAUUUCAAUGCCGUUAGACCAGGCUACACAGAAGCACCGUGGAUUCGCUUUCAUCACUUAUUUUGAGAAAGAAGAUGCGGCGGCCGCAAUGGACAACAUGCACAAUGGUGAAUUGUACGGUCGUGUUCUCACUGUAAAUUAUGCACAGCCUCAGAAAAUGAAGGGUGGAGAACAAGGGUGGGCCUCUCAAGCAGUGUGGGCGGACGCCGACACAUGGUUCGAGCGGCAGCAACAAGAGGAGGAGAUAAACCGUUUGAAUGUGGAGCACCAGGCGACUGUGAGUGCCGCCGAAGAAGCGGAUAGGAAGAAAUUACAAGAGGCACAAGAGGGGGAAACCGAACAAGGUGAUGCCGCCGAGGAUCCCAUGGCUGCAGCCGAAGCCGAAGCUCUGAAAGUCACUUGAAGAGAUUCCAUCUUGUUUAUUUUUUUAUCAAUGUAGAUGCAUUAUACGUCUUUGAAGUAGUCGGCAAGCAGUAAUGUCCAUGUCAGACUUGGAGGGAAAUACAACGCAUGGGCAUUUUGGAUGCUGCGAGAGCUGAAACUGUGAACGAAUGACGGACCUACAUUUGAAGACCUAUCCUUGACAGCCUGGAGUAGUAAAGUCCUCAUCAGCAGUCCUCAGGAAGCUGAUGGAGCUUAAUUUUCAGCUAUUCCAAGAACUCUAUCAUUCAAUGUCAACUAAGACUUUCACAUUGUAGUGCACUUGUAUACUCUUAUAGGUCUCAAAGGGUGACCGGAAAGGUGCUUCUUCCAUGGGCUGAGACUUCUGUUGCCGAGUGGUUUCUAUUUAGCUCCAUUGAUGAGCUUCUGAAAACUGUUACAACUGUCAUUUUGGAGAUAUUGCAGAAACAUCACACACGUGCUUGAUAA